Molecule: messenger RNA, 1265 nt
Organism: Pteronotus mesoamericanus
Lineage: Eukaryota; Metazoa; Chordata; Mammalia; Chiroptera; Mormoopidae
Gene: CLEC20A
Product: C-type lectin domain containing 20A
Exons: 8
Coding region: 48-1265 (405 amino acids)
Source: RefSeq, a predicted model, not a curated record
CAGAGGUGAGGAGCCUUUCUGGCAUCCGCCUGUCCUGUGCUGCAGCCAUGCUGGCCCCAGCGCUGUACGCCGGCCUCUGUGCAGCAGCCCUGCAGCUGGUGAGCGGCAGCAAGACCUUCCAGAGGGUGGAGGAGGAGCUGAGCUGGCUGGACGCCCUGCGGCACUGCCGCAGGCACUACACGGACCUGGCCGACCUGCAGAGCCUGAACAGCAGGAGCAGCGUGAUGACCCUCUACACCCUCACCAGCGGCACCCAGGCGUGGAUCGGCCUCUUCUUCGACGUGCGCCUUGGCAGCCUGAGCUGGUCCAGCGGUUCCACCUUCACCGCCCCUGUGUGGAGCUUGCUGCCUGUCUUCAAGGAGGGCAUCUGUGCCACGCUGUACUCCAUAUCCAUUGUCCCCAGCCUGGGGGCCGCCUUGUGUUCAGCUCAGAAGCCCUUCAUCUGCUACUACGACCCUGACAAGGGCCACAGCAGCCUCGUGGAGCCCGCUCUCAGCCUGACCACCUCUGCAGAGACAGAGGUGGUCCAGAUCGGCAGCCGGACCUUCAGGCGGUUCAACCAAGGAGCGACGUGGCUGGCGGCCCUGCAGCGCUGCCGUGCCGAUCAGACGGACCUGGCCGACCUGCAGACGGUGACCGAUGAGGCUGCCAAGGAGGCCCUGAGGUCCGUCACCAGCGAGACAGAGGCCUGGAUCGGCCUCUACUUCAACGCGGCCUCCGGGUCUCUGAGCUGGUCCAGCGGCCUGGGCGCCAGCAUCCCCGAAUGGCUGCAGGUGCCCAAAUUCGGGACAGGACUGUGUGCGGGGCUCCGCACCUACUACAACUAUGCCCCCAGAAUUUCCUCAGUGGCCUGCUCUUCCCUGCGGCCGUUCAUCUGCUUCUACGACCCUGCCAUUGGGCACCAGGAGUCAGCAGCGCUCCCCCAGCUUGACUACGUCCCCACCUCGAAAGUGACCAUGGGGAUGACGUCCAGGCCAGCCGUGCCCAGCGAAGGAGGUGGCGCUGGGAUAAGAGACACAGCUACUGCCCCUCAGGCCCAACAUGUGAGCACAUCUAACCACCCAAAGUCACAAGAAAAAACUCCAGCACCAGAAUCAGGGCAGAUCUUUGGAAUCCUGAAGGCAGAUUUCACCAUUCCAGCUCGGAUGGACCCAGAAGACAUGAAAGACCAAGUUUUGAGUGAGAUGCAGGAAGUCUUGGAGCUAACGCUAGGUCACAAGCAGUUCAGACUGACGUGGGUCAGCCACGAAGUAAAGAAAAAAUAG